AUCUUUAGUCAUUACCUUCUUAUUUCUGAGAUUUUUUGUUAACCCUCCUCAGUUCACCCACACUUCCAAGUCAAUAUAUUAUUGAUCAUUAUCACAACAUAGUUUAGAUUUAGAUAGAGGAGAGAAAGAAAGAAAGAAACACCAUGGCUUUCUCAACCAGUGCUUUGCUCUCCACAAACUUCCUAGGAACCAAGGUUCUGUUAUCACCCCCAACCCCCAAAACAACCAAACAAUCACUUCCUCUACCCUCAUGUCUCAACACAUGGUCUCAGAAACCCAAGAAAAACAUCAAUUUCUCCGAACCACUCAAAUUGGCAUCUUCACAAGCUGCCUUAGCAGCCCUUAUCUUCUCCUCCGCGAGCUUCACCGCCCCUGAAGCUAUUGCAGUAGCAGAAAACACCACCCCUCCUCCACCGGUAAUCGAAGCACCGCAACCCAGCCAACUCAACGCCGCAAACUCCUCACCGUUUGCUCAGAAUCUCUCCCUCACAGCACCCAAGCCGCAAUCCCAGAACUCCUCUGACCUCCCCGAUGGGACCCAGUGGAGAUACAGCGAGUUCCUCAACGCUGUCAAGAAGGGCAAGGUCGAGCGCGUGAGAUUCAGCAAGGACGGUUCCGCGCUUCAGCUCACCGCCGUCGAUGGCCGCCGCGCCGGCGUUAUUGUGCCAAACGACCCUGACCUCAUCGACAUCCUUGCAAUGAACGGCGUCGAUAUUUCCGUCUCUGAAGGAGAAUCAGGUAAUGGGCUCUUCAGCAUCAUCGGGAACUUGCUGUUUCCGGUGCUUGCGUUUGCAGGGCUGUUCCUCCUCUUCCGUAGAGCUCAGGGCGGGCCUGGAGGACCCGGCGGGCUCGGAGGACCCAUGGAUUUCGGCAGGUCGAAGUCGAAGUUUCAGGAGGUUCCGGAAACAGGGGUGACCUUCGCCGACGUGGCCGGUGCUGAUCAGGCGAAGCUGGAGUUGCAAGAGGUGGUUGAUUUCUUGAAGAAUCCUGACAAGUACACUGCGCUGGGUGCGAAGAUUCCAAAAGGGUGUCUUCUGGUUGGGCCACCGGGAACAGGGAAGACCCUUCUGGCGAGAGCGGUGGCUGGUGAAGCCGGCACGCCGUUCUUCUCGUGCGCGGCUUCUGAGUUCGUGGAGCUCUUUGUGGGGGUUGGUGCGUCCAGGGUGAGGGAUUUGUUUGAGAAGGCGAAAUCGAAGGCACCGUGCAUUGUGUUCAUUGAUGAGAUUGAUGCUGUUGGGAGGCAGAGAGGGGCGGGGCUCGGUGGUGGGAAUGAUGAGAGGGAGCAGACAAUUAACCAGCUCUUGACAGAGAUGGAUGGCUUUUCUGGAAACUCUGGUGUCAUUGUUUUGGCUGCCACUAACAGACCUGAUGUUCUUGAUUCAGCAUUGCUAAGGCCUGGCCGAUUCGAUAGGCAAGUUACUGUGGACAGACCUGAUGUUGCAGGAAGAGUCAAAAUUCUUCAGGUGCAUUCUAGAGGAAAAGCACUUGCCAAAGAUGUUGAUUUUGAUAAGAUUGCCAGGAGAACCCCAGGGUUCACAGGGGCUGAUUUGCAGAAUCUGAUGAAUGAAGCAGCUAUUCUUGCAGCUAGGCGUGACCUCAAGGAGAUUAGCAAGGAUGAGAUAUCUGAUGCGCUUGAGAGGAUCAUUGCUGGACCAGAAAAGAAGAAUGCUGUUGUUUCAGAAGAGAAGAAGAAAUUAGUAGCCUAUCAUGAGGCUGGCCAUGCUCUAGUAGGUGCUUUAAUGCCUGAAUAUGACCCUGUUGCCAAGAUAUCCAUUAUUCCUCGUGGUCAAGCUGGUGGUCUCACCUUUUUUGCUCCCAGCGAAGAGAGACUCGAGUCUGGAUUAUACAGUAGAAGCUACUUGGAAAAUCAGAUGGCAGUUGCACUUGGUGGAAGGGUUGCUGAAGAGGUGAUUUUUGGCCAGGAGAAUGUCACUACCGGAGCAUCAAAUGACUUUAUGCAAGUUUCAAGAGUGGCGAGGCAGAUGGUUGAGAGAUUUGGGUUCAGCAAGAAAAUUGGACAAAUUGCCAUUGGUGGAGCUGGUGGAAAUCCAUUCUUGGGUCAACAGAUGUCAACACAAAAAGAUUACUCCAUGGCAACUGCAGAUGUAGUGGAUGCGGAAGUAAGGGAACUGGUGGAGACAGCCUAUUCUAGGGCAACACAAAUUAUCACAACUCACAUUGACAUCCUUCACAAGCUUGCUCAACUUCUCAUAGAGAAAGAAACCGUGGAUGGUGAAGAGUUCAUGAGUCUAUUUAUUGAUGGAAAAGCUGAAUUAUAUGUUGCAUAGUGAUACACUUAACCCACAUAAUCAUGUUUAUGUUUGUACUGUAAGAUACGCUGAGACAUGUACACUUGUAAGAAUCAAUUAAAUAUAUUUUAUCAAAUUCUUGGUGGAAAAA
Lotus japonicus is the source of this 2400-nucleotide messenger RNA. Its product is annotated as ATP-dependent zinc metalloprotease FTSH, chloroplastic. NCBI's taxonomy places the organism in Eukaryota, Viridiplantae, Streptophyta, Magnoliopsida, Fabales, Fabaceae. The coding region runs from base 144 to 2288 and encodes 714 amino acids. The record is from RefSeq and is a predicted model, not a curated record. Gene Ontology annotation, cellular component: membrane; chloroplast thylakoid. Gene Ontology annotation, biological process: proteolysis. The transcript has 5 exons. Gene Ontology annotation, molecular function: ATP-dependent peptidase activity; metalloendopeptidase activity; ATP binding.